Molecule: messenger RNA, 234 nt
Organism: Funneliformis caledonium
Lineage: Eukaryota; Fungi; Glomeromycota; Glomeromycetes; Glomerales; Glomeraceae
Source: the annotation of a GenBank genome assembly
AUUCCAAUAUCAAUGCGUGGAAAACAUCAAAAAAUAAAAAGUUUGUUGGGUAAUGAAGAUAUUCAUCAAAUGAUUACAGAAUAUCUUUGGAGUGUUGGUUGUGAUGUAACAGUAAAUGGGUUUAAGACUUACAUUGAACAGGAAGUAUUUCCAAGUGUAGGAAUUGAAAGAAAAAAAACAAUUUCUGAUAAUACAGCACGUGCUUGGUUAAAAUACUUUGGAUGGGAGUUUCAU